Molecule: messenger RNA, 1557 nt
Organism: Oikopleura dioica
Lineage: Eukaryota; Metazoa; Chordata; Appendicularia; Copelata; Oikopleuridae
Source: the annotation of a GenBank genome assembly
AUGUCUCAAGACCACAACAAUGAAGAUAACGAAGAGUACCAACAAUUCCUCGCUUCGAACUUAGACCAGCUCGAAUCCCUCGGCAUUCCUUCUUAUUUCUGGAAAGCUCUUCAAAAGAAAGUCUCUACAGAAAGUUUUGAUGGAGGGAGCAAGUUUAUGCUCACUCAUGUUGCCGAGGACGAUAGUGGGAUUCCCGUGGAUUCGAACUACAAAGUAGUUGUUUGCGAUGAAGAAGGGCUGGAUCAUGAAGACCCGGAGCAGAUUUACUUGAUUGAUCAUGCUUGCACCUGGAGAUCCAAGGAAGAGCUCAGAUAUUACUUAGACAACAUGGAAGGUCUCCAAGAUCGACUUGCGGGAAUUCUCAACGUCUCGACUUCCGACUACGACUGCGCCACUGAAAUUUGUAAUAGAAGCUACACUCGUUCCGGGACGUAUCCAUAUCCAAACGAGCCCACUUUCGAUAAAUCUAUAGCUAGUUCCGAUAAGACCCAUUUCACAGCACCAGAAGAAAACGACGCGGAUGUUCAAAGAGAAUCUUCCGCUCCACUGGCAAUUUACUCGGACAUCAAAAGUCUGGUAGAAGCGGACUCUAAUAUAUUUACUAUCGUCUCCGAGCCUGAGGAUGCUGACGUUAUCUGGCAAGCGGACCACUGGAAAAAUUUUGAUGAGCUGAGACCAGAUCAGCUAGUUUCACAAUUUCCAAAUGAGCAUCUCCUCACGACAAAAGUUUGUCUGUCAGAAGUAGCAAAACGAUUGAGGCAGAGAAAUAGACAACACCCGUCCUGGUUCUCACAGAGUUUUGACCUGAAGUCUGAGAUCGAAACCUUCGUGGCCCAAUACAACAAAAACGAAGCGGAAGACGCUGAUAAUACAUGGAUCCUGAAGGCAUGGAAUUUCGCGCACGGUACGUCAGCGCUAAUUUCCCGCGAUCUCCUGGAAUUGGUCCGUCAUCAUGAAUGCUCCGUCCCAUACUUGGUGCAAAAAUAUAUCGAUAGACCGAUUCUCCUUCCGAAUAAUGACGCGCUCAAGGUCAAAUUUGACUUUAGGUAUCAUGUUGUUGUCCUGAGCUUCAAGCCGCUCAAGGCUGCUAUUAUCAAGUUAUCGCGUUUCUGGCCAAAGUUCGCGGCGAAACCAUACGAUGCAGAUUCCUUUACGGAUCUCCAGGCCCAUUUGACGAACAUUGCGGUUUCAGAAGAACGCGAUCAGCCUUGGUUCACGGACUUCAUCAAGCUUUUCGAGGAUGAUACAGGCUACGAUUGGGAACAGGAUGUUCAGAAUCCAACGGCUAGAGCUAUAAAAGAAUGUCUUACCGCAGCUGCGUCGGGCGACUUUCCGGCAGGGAAGAUAAAACAGCUCCGAAACUCAAGAGCCUUGUACGGAGUGGAUAUUAUGCUAGAAGAAGGUGAUAACGGAAUCGCCCCUAAAAUCUUGGAAUUCAACUUCAAUUGCGACUGCUCACGCGUUUCCCAAAUCGUGCCCGAUUUUUACGACGAAAUGAUUGACUUUAUUUAUCGCGAUAAUUGGGAUAGACUUCCGCACAUCGACAUUUCUGAUUAA